ACAGAUCUGAACCUGAUUUGUGUGUGCACCGCGUCUCCAGCGAUCCCGGAUCCACUGCGCUGCCAGGGGCCUGGGGGUGGGUCUCUUGCUGUCUCUGCGACGACAUCCUUACGUUUCGGCACUCUAAUGCUGGGUUUGUGCGUGUGUGUCUGCUUAGCGGUCUAGCGGGCUGUUAGGCUCCCUCGCCCCCAGCUCCUUGGCUCGCUCAGCUCCUCCACCGCAGCCCAGCAGUGAGACGCGCGCGCAGCCAGCUCCCCACGAGAUGGAACAGACCGAAGUGCUGAAGCCACGGACCCUGGCUGAUCUGAUCCGCAUCCUGCACCAGCUCUUUGCCGGCGAUGAGGUCAAUGUAGAGGAGGUGCAGGCCAUCAUGGAAGCCUACGAGAGCGACCCCACCGAGUGGGCAAUGUACGCCAAGUUCGACCAGUACAGGUGAGCGCGCUGCAGCUUCAAUGCCAGGCGGCGCCCACUCGCCCCGUCUGAGGAGGAAUGGACGUGGGGGACGCAGCCCAAAGUGACUGGCUCGGGAAGCUCGGGCCGCGCUGCGUCCGCCGCUCGCCCCCUCGCUGGCCAGCCGCGGGGCUGGCACGACUCGCUUGGGGCUCCGCGGCCACAGCGCAGGCGGAAGGUGGAUCCUACUGGCCUUGCUGACCUCCGGCCGGGAACGGCGGACAGGCGCCGGGAAGGGAGGCCACCGCGCGUCUGCGAGAUUUUCUGUUCUCUUCUCUCCCGCAAACCCCUCUGCUUCUAAACCACCAGUCCUCCUGCCCCUGGCCUCGGGAGCAAUGCCCACACUCCCAAGCCAUCGUUAACCCCGGGCGCGGAGAUGCGGAGAGACCGCACUCAGGUUCGGGCCCUCCUGACACCUUAAGGAACCGUCUGGCCGGACUAGCAGAGGGUGCUCCCAGGGGAGCACUACAUCAGCCAUCGGGAGAAGUGUGUGAUGUUGAAGAAGACAAGUCACCCGCGUCAGUUCUCCAUCACUGCGCCUUCGGUCGCCUGCAACCGGGCACCUUAUAGCAAGCAUUUUUACUCAUGUAAAAUAGCGUCUUGUGGCCGUCAGCUGCCACUACGGAAUUUCUGCUGUUCCCUUUCCCAAACCAAUUUAACUAACUUCCCCGACUGUGGGUUUAUUCAAAUCCACUGCCAAGUUUCGCAGAUUAAAUAUUCGACCGUCGUUUUUUUCAGCCCCCAAAUGAUCUGAUUUAUCUUAUCCUUGCUUCUGACGAUCUGUAAUGUAAAUUAAAGACCCCUACUUCCCAGAUGUACUUGAGUGAGGUGCCCUGGUAAGCUGGCUUUUUUGCAGCCCCGGCUUGGUGAUUAAGUCGAAUCUCUCUACCAAUCCUCCGGGGCCAGAGGUAAAAUUUAAUCACCCCGAAGUGUGAGAGGUUCUACUUUUUCUGAGCAGUUAGUGCGUCAGUCUUUGUGGUUUUUUGGGUUUAGGGUUAGGAGAAAGGGGUAAGUGAAAGAAAAGAAUAAGGAAAGAAGUAAGUUUGUUUUUCUUGGGAGCAGGUUCUUUUAGUCACUCUUCAACAUGUGGGAUGUUUCGUAAAGUUUUGUUGGCAUGGGCGGUUUCAACUGUAUUUUAGGAUUUGAAAUAGAAAAAGUGAAGACCACUAAGGAUCCCAUUUUUCAUAUACAAGUGACUUGAGGAAAUUCCUUUGGCUCCUAUCAGCUUAGUUCAUGGUAGAGCCCUUCUGUAGCCGUGAAAGCUAGCAGAGAGUCUAGCUUUUAAAUUUUCUUGCAUUUGCUCCAGGUAAUUGAAGACUUGUUAUGGGACAGGUACUCUUCCAGACACUUGACACAUAUGAGGAAUGGCAGGCAAUGAAGAAGUUGAAUGACUUGCACUAGGUCUUCUAUCGAUAGCGGCUCCAGGCUCCCGGGGUUAGCAUUGUUGUUCCAGAGCCUACACUCUAAACCACUGUUAAACCAGGACAGGUUGUAACAGUUUUUAAUCUUUAAUCUUUAGAACAAGUGUAUUUUCAAGGACCUUGAACUAGUCUCGAUUGACAAACUCUAAAGCUUUUGAAGUGCAACCAGCUGGGUUGAUCGGUCUUUUCACAGAUAUCUGAGGUGCCUAGCGCUGUGAAGGAUUCUGUUCUCUGACUUUGGGAGGGCCAGUGCAGAAGAAUCAAGACAGAAUAUGCUCCCGUGUGGGCCAGGCUGUGAAUUCUUUGAAAGAAGCUGCAGAGAAGCAACAAAGAUUAUCCUAAGACUUCUGGAGGAAGAAUUAGGAUCCUUCUGCAGGAACUCAGUUUACUGUGAAUUGAAGGUUGUGUACACAGCUUCUUGUUAGGUCAUAAAGGCUACAAAGUAGGGAAAACUGAGGCUAAAAAGCACUUACUAAGUAACUCCCUCUAGGAUCAUGCUCUUCGGACACCUCGGGGUGGGGAGGAAUGGGACAGGAUGGAAGGGGCAUGCUGGACAAGAGUUAACCGAUGACGAAGGGAAAAAAAACUCCCAAAAAAUGGAUCGUGGUCGUGGUUUGCAGUUUGUUGUUGGUGGUGGCAGUGGUGGUGGUUGGUUGUGGUAUACCCGAAAUCUUGUGGAUCAAGGAAAUGGAAAAUUUAAUCUGAUGAUUCUCUGUUGGGGUGAAGGACAUGGCAGCAGUAUUCAUGAUCAUACCAACUCCCACUGCUUUCUGAAGAUGCUACAGGGAAAUCUAAAGGAGACAUUAUUUGCCUGGCCUGACAAAAAAUCCAAUGAGAUGGUCAAGAAGUCUGAAAGAGUCUUGAGGGAAAACCAGUGUGCCUACAUCAAUGAUUCCAUUGGCUUACAUCGAGUAGAGAACAUCAGCCAUACGGAACCUGCUGUGAGCCUUCACUUGUACAGUCCACCUUUUGAUACAUGCCAUGCCUUUGAUCAAAGAACAGGACAUAAAAACAAAGUCACAAUGACAUUCCAUAGUAAAUUUGGAAUCAGAACUCCAAAUGCAACUUCGGGCUCGCUGGAGAACAACUAAGGGGCACCAAACCCUCUGAGGUUUUACUUUAAGGUUCGCUGUAUGUUUGCCUUGGACAAAAAGGCUACCUACCACGUGCUAUCCAGUAAUAUACUUAAAUAAGCCAAUACUUAGAUCUACUGUAAGGCAGAUGCUAAUUAUAAGGCAUUAAGUAAGCAAAUAGUGCCCUCAGCUACUGCAGAAGAAAAGUCCCACUGAGGAAAAGAAAGUCUUGUGAUUUUUAAAGGCAAGUUUUCAAGUGCUCUCAUAGUUCUAUCCUCUAAUUCCAUUAAAUCCAUACUAGGAGCGUCAGUGAGGGUUUUCAUAGCUUUUGGAAAUACUUUGGUCUCUGAACUGUAAUUAGCAAGAAGUAAAAACAGAAACGUCAAACGUCAAAUGUUUGCUUUGUUACCUGGAGGACUAAAUGUAGAUGUCUUUAGUAUACUUUGUAUGUUCUUAAUAUUGGAAGAUAAUUUUGUGAAUCUGUAGAUUUUAUUUUUUCAGUCUUACCUUACAAAUUUCUUUUCUAUGAAUAAUAGAGGAACUUACGGCACUCUGCCAUUUGUUAAUGAAAGGAAGUGCAGAGGAUUUAGAAAAGUACAUGAUCCCCAGACCACAACAAACCAAAACAUAAACUCAUGUCUGUGUCCCAUGGUCAUAGUCAAAGAUUUUGUACUGCUAAAAUUACCAAAUAAUUUAAAUAAAGUGGAUUUGAACACAA
Messenger RNA from Homo sapiens (human), 3662 nucleotides. It is a transcript of the gene CDO1, whose product is annotated as cysteine dioxygenase type 1. Bases 2366 to 2962 code for a protein of 198 amino acids. Gene Ontology annotation, molecular function: nickel cation binding; ferrous iron binding; zinc ion binding. The record is from RefSeq and is a predicted model, not a curated record. NCBI's taxonomy places the organism in Eukaryota, Metazoa, Chordata, Mammalia, Primates, Hominidae. Gene Ontology annotation, cellular component: cytosol. Gene Ontology annotation, biological process: response to azide; response to amino acid; response to glucagon. The transcript has 7 exons.